Messenger RNA from Calliphora vicina (urban bluebottle blowfly), 672 nucleotides. RefSeq lists its product as uncharacterized. The record is from RefSeq and is a predicted model, not a curated record. The coding region runs from base 1 to 672 and encodes 223 amino acids. NCBI's taxonomy places the organism in Eukaryota, Metazoa, Arthropoda, Insecta, Diptera, Calliphoridae. The transcript has a single exon.
AUGGCUUUAGCUCAGGAAGGUGGUGGUGAAGGUGGCGGUGAAGGUGGUGGUGAAGGUGGUGGUGAAGGUGGCGGUGAAGGUGGUGGUGAAGGUGGCGGUGAAGGUGGUGGUGAAGGUGGUGGUGAAGGUGCCGGUGAAGGUGGCGGUGAAGGUGGCGGUGAAGGUGGCGGAGAAGGUGGCGGUGAAGGUGGCGGUGAAGGUGGCGGAGAAGGUGGCGGAGAAGGUGGCGGAGAAGGUGGCGGUGAAGGUGGCGGUGAAGGUGGCGGUGAAGGUGGCGGUGAAGGUGGCGGAGAAGGUGGCGGUGAAGGUGGCGGAGAAGGUGGCGGUGAAGGUGAAGGUGGCGGUGAAGGUGGUCCUAUUGAAACCCCUACUGAAAAUAGCAAGCUACAAAAGGAAAACGAAAAGAGACGUGAACAAGUUAAAAAACAACAAGAAGAAAUCAAGCAAACGAAACAAGUGGUUAUGAAAGCGUAUGAAGCUAAUAUAAAGAGGAGCGAAAAUAUCAAACGGGGAAAAGAGGAAAUUAAGAAGAGGCAGGAUUUGAUUCAGAAGAGAAACCAAGUCACGAAGAAUAGAAGGGCGAAGGUUGAUAAUCAGAGGGAGUAUCUCAAGAAAUUGUUAGCUUACAAUACUGCAGCUAGGAAGAGGUUGAAUGCCGGUAACAGAGGAUAA